Molecule: messenger RNA, 1241 nt
Organism: Oldenlandia corymbosa var. corymbosa
Lineage: Eukaryota; Viridiplantae; Streptophyta; Magnoliopsida; Gentianales; Rubiaceae
Source: the annotation of a GenBank genome assembly
GGAAGGGUGGUGAAAAUUAGUCCCCCGAAUUUUCAGAAGUCCGAACGAAAUCGAAGGAAGAAAGGGCACAAGUGCAAAACGAUGGUGGAAGAAUCAGAGAAAUCAGUGGUGGCCGAAUCUGGAGAGGAAACAGCGAUGAGCAGAAGAGUUCACGGUGAGGUUGACGGAGAUGAAGGUCUAGAGGAAGGGGAGAUUUUGGACGAUGCCGGAGAAGCGGGUUCGUCUCUGACGAGUGUUCCUAAAACUUUGGCUGCUAAGCAUCCAUUGGAGCACUCGUGGACUUUCUGGUUCGAUAAUCCUUCCGCCAAGAAUAAGCAGGCUGCCUGGGGAAGCUCUAUCCGCCCGAUCUACACUUUCUCCACUGUGGAAGAUUUCUGGAGCAUUUACAACAAUAUACAUCACCCUAGCAAGUUGGCUGUGGGAGCUGAUUUUCACUGUUUCAAAAAUAAGAUUGAGCCAAAGUGGGAGGACCCUGUUUGUGCUAACGGAGGAAAGUGGACGGUGAAUUUUCCUAGGGGUAAAUCUGACACCUCUUGGCUGUAUACGUUGCUAGCCAUGAUUGGAGAGCAGUUUGAUUAUGGAGAUGAGAUUUGUGGAGCAGUUGUCAAUGUGCGAGCUAGGCAGGAUAAAAUUUCUAUAUGGACCAAGAAUGCAGCAAAUGAAACUGCUCAGGUUAGCAUUGGGAAGCAAUGGAAGGAUUUUCUGGAUUACAAUGAGCAAAUAGGAUUUAUUUUUCAUGAGGACGCAAAGAAGCAUGAUAGAGCAGCCAAGAAUAAAUAUACUGCGUAGUAGACUGGCAGCACCCACACUGGGAUUAUUUACAGUGGGAGCGGUCCAUCUGCUUUUUGGUGGUUGCAAUGCUGUCCUCCUCACAGAUGAGGAGGUUGUUUUAGAUCUCCUUUAACAUCAUUGCAUAUCUGCUGCUAUGUAUGUAUAGAAUUUGGAGGCGAGUCUUCUUCUCAUAACAGUAGUGCGGCGGAUACAAAUAACACCUCAGAUAUUUGAUCGCAUCCUUGUAUUUUUUUGCAACUUUUCCAGCAGUUAACUUGUUAGAAAGCUUUUUAUUCUGCUGUAUUGUGACGGAGCUGAGAUGCAAACUUGCAAAGUGGUGGUUUGACUAAGUUGAUUUUCUUGCUUAGUGAACUUUGACUUACAAGUGAACGGUAAUACUAGCUACAUCGAAAUAUCGCUAAUGUGAUACUCUUCGUCUUUUAGUUAGAAUCAUGUUUGUUAUAAAUGCA